Molecule: messenger RNA, 648 nt
Organism: Ambispora leptoticha
Lineage: Eukaryota; Fungi; Glomeromycota; Glomeromycetes; Archaeosporales; Ambisporaceae
Source: the annotation of a GenBank genome assembly
UCAGAAGGAUUUGAUGCUAAUCUUGCUAUCUAUAAUUUACUCACGAGAGGAUAUUCUCGUUCGUACAAUGUCCAAAAAGCUUUUGAAGUAUGUCGGACCAUGUUGGAUGCGGGAAUCGAGCCGAAUGAAUUCACCUAUAAUGCAUUGAUUUCACUUUUUGCCGAAAAAUCAGAUCCAAUUGGUGCAACGAUGUUAUUUAAUGAAAUGAAAAAAUUUAAUUUACCAUCGAAUGUUUUUACUUACACGUCUUUGGUUAAAGCUCAUGCAUGGACAUCUGAUAUACGUGGCGCCGAGAAAAUUAUGCGAAAUAUGAGAAUUGCUGGCGUUGAACCAAAUGCCCCAACUUAUAAUAUUAUAAUGAAUGCAUAUUCAAAAAACAGAGAUUUUGAGACUUGUCAACUAAUAUUUCAAGAAAUGAUUCGAUUGAAUGUACAACCGAAUAAUCACACUUACAGUUGUCUAAUGGAAGGAUUCUGUCGACUCGGAAAUAUGCAAGUUGCGGAAUCAAUUUUAACAAAACUUAAAACUACAACUGACACCAAACCCGAUGUUUUUCACUAUACGGUGCUGAUGAAUGCUCAUGUUAAGCAUAAGAAUCUCCUGAGGACAUUUGAGCUUUACGAGGAAAUGAUUAAAGAAAAAAAUUGA